Messenger RNA from Diuraphis noxia (Russian wheat aphid), 604 nucleotides. It is a transcript of the gene eIF2Balpha, whose product is annotated as eukaryotic translation initiation factor 2B subunit alpha. The record is from RefSeq and is a predicted model, not a curated record. Gene Ontology annotation, cellular component: eukaryotic translation initiation factor 2B complex. NCBI's taxonomy places the organism in Eukaryota, Metazoa, Arthropoda, Insecta, Hemiptera, Aphididae. Gene Ontology annotation, molecular function: translation initiation factor activity; guanyl-nucleotide exchange factor activity. Gene Ontology annotation, biological process: translational initiation.
UACCUUGUAAAAAUUAUUGUUUUAGAAUAUUUUGACACAUUCAAAAUCUAGAGUAGUGUUAGAAGCCAUGAAAUUAGCUGUGAAUUCACAAAAAAGAUUUCAUGUUUUUGUGUCAGAAUCAUCUCCUGAUAAAAGCGGAAUUGAAAUGUACAAUUGUUUGAAGGCACUUGAUAUUCCUUGCACAUUGAUAUUAGAUUCUGCUGUUGGUUAUAUCAUGGAAACUGUUGAUAUGGUUAUGGUUGGAGCUGAAUGUGUUGUAGAGAGUGGUGGAAUCAUUAACAAGAUUGGAAGUUGUACUAUGGCUAUUUGUGCUAAAGAAUUCAAGAAACCAUUUUACGUGUUAACAGAAAGUUAUAAGUUCUCACGAAUGUAUCCUCUGAAUCAGAAAGAUUUACCUAAUAAUUUCAUAUACAGUGAGGACAACACAAAUGAUGAUAAUUUAUUAAGUGCUCACCCCUCAGUGGAUUAUACACACCCAUCUUACAUCAGCUUACUUUUUACUGAUCUCGGAAUAUUGAUGCCGUCAGCUGUAAGUGAUGAGUUAAUAAAAUUGUAUUUGUGAAUGUUUACAUCUGGUAUGUUGAUAAAAUUAUAUUAACAAAAA